AUGGCUGAAGUGACCUAUGCAGAUCUGAAGUUCAUGACACGGGAGCAGCCCAGGAACCAAGAGCCCCAUGAAGCCAAAGCGAAAGACUCUCCCACUCCAUCUCCUUAUUGGCGACCUGCAGCAGUGAUUCUUGGGAUCUUCUGCUUCGGUUUGCUGGGUUUCAUAAUAAGAUCAGCACAGUCUUAUAGUUCCUAUUCUUUCUGGAUUGCCUUAUCCCGCAAAGGAGCUGAUGGGUCCUGGUUAUGGGAGGAUGGUACAGCUUUCUCCACUGACUUGUAA
Emys orbicularis (European pond turtle) is the source of this 279-nucleotide messenger RNA. RefSeq names its product C-type lectin domain family 7 member A-like. Bases 1 to 279 code for a protein of 92 amino acids. Lineage: Eukaryota; Metazoa; Chordata; Testudines; Emydidae. Gene Ontology annotation, biological process: cellular response to molecule of fungal origin. The record is from RefSeq and is a predicted model, not a curated record. The transcript has 3 exons. Gene Ontology annotation, molecular function: (1->3)-beta-D-glucan binding.